This is a messenger RNA of Rhagoletis zephyria (snowberry fruit fly), 1275 nucleotides long. The record is from RefSeq and is a predicted model, not a curated record. NCBI's taxonomy places the organism in Eukaryota, Metazoa, Arthropoda, Insecta, Diptera, Tephritidae.
AUGGACUCCAGUCCGCCGCUCUUCCAGGUGCUCGACGGCCACAAGUCAGACGUCAACUGGGUGGACUUUAACGGGCAGCGAAAGCUGGUCAGCUGCAGCAACGACCGAACGGUGAUGCUCUGGGAGGCGGAGAAUGAGGAGCGUUUCUUCCGUCAGCAGACCAUCUCGCCGCUCAAGGGCCACGCGUACGGCGUCAACUGCGUCCGCUACAGCCCAUUCGGGACGAUCAUCGCCUCCGGCUCCACCGACGGCAACAUCAUCCUCUGGAACAGUCAGACCGGAGAGCAGGUGGUAAAGCUGGCACAUGAGUCGGGCAGCGCCAUUCGCAUCGUCUGCUUCUCGCCCUCUUCGGCGUUGCUCGCCUCCGGCUCCGAUGAUGANCAGACUGGAGAGCAGGUGGUGAAACUGGCACAUGAGUCGGGCAGCGCCAUUCGCAUUGUCUGCUUCUCGCCCUCUUCGGCGUUGCUCGCCUCCGGCUCCGAUGAUGAGACGCUGGUCGUCUGGGACAUCAGCACCCGUCGGCAGAUUAAGGCCUCGGCCGACCACGAGGCCAAGAUCACCGGAGCGGCCUUCACCCCGGACAGCGCCUACCUCGUCUCCGCCUCCAGCAAUGGCGACAUGAAGCUGUGGAAUGUGAAGCAGGGCAAUGUCAACUACGUGCUGACGCAUGAGGCGGCCCACGACCUGGGCGUCCUCGGGGCGGACUUUAGCUCGCAGUACGAGGUGAACGUAGCGGAGGGGCCACUGCAGGCCUUCUACCUGCUGGCCACCUGCGGCAAUGACGACCUGGUGAAGCUGUGGCACGUCCGGGCCGGGGUCAGCUGCACUAUCACCCUCUCACACAAACUGGUCGGCCACACGGGCAAUGUCAACUGCGUCAAGUUCAGCAUGGACGGCAAUCUGCUCGCCUCGGCCGGCGGCGACAAGGUGGUCAUCGUGUGGGACGCUCGCAUCGGCACGCUGGUGCACCGCCUGGAGGGCCACAAGCGGUACGUCACAAGCUGCGCCUUCUCCGACGACAAUCAACUUCUGGCGACGGGCAGCUGCGACCAGACGGUGAUCAUCUGGAACAUUGACAGCCUUGAAGGCAAGGAGAGCAUCAGCAUUGACACGAAGAAGGGGGCCACUGAAGCGGAGGUCAACGGAAGCGGAAAUGGCAGCAAGGAAGCCUUCAGUUCGGACAAAGCCGCUGGGAGACCGGAACAAGAUCCUGCGGGCGAUCAUGACGCUGAAGAACCCGCUGUGGCAGCAGCUAGCGGAGGACGAGCUGAAUAG